Brienomyrus brachyistius is the source of this 1724-nucleotide messenger RNA. Its product is annotated as CD99 antigen-like protein 2. The transcript has 12 exons. NCBI's taxonomy places the organism in Eukaryota, Metazoa, Chordata, Actinopteri, Osteoglossiformes, Mormyridae. The coding region runs from base 406 to 1146 and encodes 246 amino acids. The record is from RefSeq and is a predicted model, not a curated record.
CUCCCCACCUCCAAAAACACACUUCCACAGGGAGAAUCUCUUCAUGCAGUUAUGACGUCUGAAACAGACUAACAAGAACAAGACAACUGGAUCUCUGUUCUUUACUCCCUGAUUAACUAUUACACAGUUCGGGCUGAGAAGCCAAAGGCAGACUUUAAGGAGUGUUAAAGUGAUAAAUAAAGAAUGACUUCUGUAGGUUAAUAGGCGUGCAGCCGGGAGACGCAGCAGUUCCGCCGUUAGGAGGUGGCAGUGAGGGGACUGCAGGGGCCGUCCCCGAGCGCCGCUGUCGGGACGGGUACUCGCGUGCUUCUCCAAAACCUGACUCAUAAAGAAAUCUGCCGUUUUUUUUUAUUCGGAAAUAACCGCACCAACCUUUACUCAACAUUACUAAGUGAAGCUGCAGUUAUGGCUAAAUGUCCGCCGUUACUUUUCGUGACAAUAUUUUCUGUGCUGGCUAUAAAAGUGUUUUGCCAGGAAUUAGACCUCCUCGACGCCUUUGAUGACAUCGUGGACAAAACAUCUACAAUGAAGCCUAAUCCAGGAGCAACUGGAGGAGGCGCUGGAGGAGGUGCUGGAGGAGCUGGCGGAAGGAGCCCUGGAGCUCCGUCCGAGGACUUAAACAUCUGGGAUGCCCUUGACGAGAUGGAGGAUGAGACACCAACAAUGAAGCCUAAUCCAGGACCGACUAGAGGAGGAACAGGAGGAGCCGGAGGAGGGAGAUCUGGAGAUGGUAUGAAGACCAUCACUAAAGCACCAGUCAGACCCAAACCUAAGCCAGCUGCAGAUGGCUUUGACCUGUCUGAUGCUUUGGACCCGAAAAAUGACAUUGGGGAGAAACGCAAGAAUGAUAGAGGUGGCCAGUUCACGGAUGAUGACCUGAGCAGCAUCGCAGAUGGUGGAGGCUAUGUUCCUGACAAUGGCAGAGCGGGAGGGAGACCCUCUACUGUAGACUCAGCCGACGACGCCACUUCUGACACCACCAUGGAGAGUGGCACCAUUGCAGGCAUCGUUAGCGCUUUGGCCAUGACUAUCGUAGGUGCGGCUGGGAGCUACAUCUCUUACCAGAAGAAGAGGCUGUGCUUCAGCGUGCAGGAGAACCUGAACGCUGCGUACAUGAAGGGAGAGAAUCCUGAGGAUGUGGUCUGACAGGAGCAGCCAGCAGUUGCUUCUACAGUUACCUAACUGGUAGUCGGCCUCACGCACAGCCUUGGAUGAAGAUGGUGGAUGGAAGUCCCAGCUGCACAGCCCUAUUUAGGGGCUGCACGUUGUGUAUCGUCAGUCUUUGUUGUGUUUUUUUUAAAUACUGUUUGCUGUAGCACAACACAGACUUUGGAUGCUCUUUUAGCAAUUGGUGGAAGACUGAAUAUACUUUUCAGAAAUGAACUUUUGCUGGGUUACCUUUGAAUGUACGUUUUAGAUCGGGGGUGUUAAAUGAGGGGAAACCCAAAAAAGCGUAGGGCUCCAGUCCUCCGGGACUGGAGUUUGACACUCCUGUUUUAGAUGAAGGAUAAUUUUUCCUCUAUUUUGGAAGCCACAUCUGAAUUUGAAUUCCUGUGAAAACUCCCAAGGCAGUCGGGACAGUGAGAGAGGGCGCCUCUGGUGUAACGCCUGAUGUGUUUGCUUCUUCCUUCCUCACAGUGAAUUUGUGACUGAGGAUAUCUGUUUUGUUUUUUUCCUAAAACAAUUUAAGCUGCUGUUUGGAAAAAUAAAGCGACUGCCCGCUA